CCACACUUUUGAAGAAUCUUCUUGAUUGGAGUCUUGAACAAUAUUCUCAGUUACAACCUCAAAAGUGAAAGAAAAUACAAGGAUUUAACCAUUAAUGGCAUCCAGAAGAUAUCAGAUUGGAAGAAUGGAUGAAGCAAACCAUCCAGACUCCAUAAGAGCAACCGUAGCUGAAUUCUUCUCCACUUGCAUCUUUGUCUUUGUUGGAGAAGGCUCCGCCCUUGCUCUAAGAAAGAUAUACAAAGAUGAAGGGGCAUCAGCAGGUGAGUUGGUGGUACUUGCACUAGCUCAUGCUUUUUCACUAUUUGCCGCUAUUUCUGCUAGCAUGCAUGUAUCAGGUGGCCAUGUGAAUCCUGCUGUCACUUUUGGUGCUCUUGUUGGUGGUAGAAUCUCAGUUCUUAAAGCUGUUUAUUACUGGAUUGCUCAGCUUCUCGGUUCUGUUGUAGCUUCUCUCUUAUUGAGGCUUGUCACUAACAACAUGAGACCACAGGCCUUCAAUCUGGCGAUAAAUGUUGGUGCCGGGCACGGGCUACUACUCGAGAUUGCGAUGACAUUCGGUUUAAUGUAUGUUGUAUAUGCCACAGCCAUUGAUCCCAAAAGAGGCACCAUUGGCUCAAUUGCACCCUUAGCAAUUGGACUUGUUGUUGGAGCAAAUGUUCUAGCUGGUGGUCCAUUUGAUGGAGCAUGCAUGAACCCUGCUCGGGCUUUUGGGCCUGCUUUGGUGGGCUGGAGAUGGGAUUACCAUUGGAUCUUCUGGGUGGGUCCAUUGAUUGGAGCAGCAAUAGCAGCGGCUAUAUAUGAGUAUAUUAUGGUUCCAACUGUGCCUUCUCAGACUCAUCCUCAACAUCAACCUUUGGUUGCUGAAGAUUACUAGUUACUUUAGUUAUAUAAUGUGUUUUGUGAAAUGUAUGUAUGUGAAAGUCUACUGUUUUCUUUUCGAUUUCUUUUGUUGCUUCCUAGCUUAUGAAAUGUCCAUGGUACUAUUGAAUAAAAUUGAAUAAAGUGUGAGCCUUUUAUCA
Molecule: messenger RNA, 1016 nt
Organism: Vicia villosa (hairy vetch)
Lineage: Eukaryota; Viridiplantae; Streptophyta; Magnoliopsida; Fabales; Fabaceae
Product: probable aquaporin TIP-type alpha
Exons: 3
Coding region: 95-871 (258 amino acids)
Biological process (GO): transmembrane transport; water transport
Cellular component (GO): membrane
Molecular function (GO): water channel activity
Source: RefSeq, a predicted model, not a curated record